AUGUUUAUUUUCUCUGAAGAAGCAGAGGCUAAAAGCAGACCAAAUCUAAACUUUAAAGACUUUGAAGAACUACACCUCCAGACCCUUACACCCUCAGACUACUACACCUCCAGACCACUACACCUCCAGACUACUACACCUCCAGACUGCUACACCUCCAGACUGCUACACUUCCAGACUGCUACACCUCCAGACUGCUACACCUCCAGACUGCUACACCUCCAGACUACUACACCUCCAGACUGCUACACCUCCAGACUGCUACACUUCCAGACUGCUACACCUCCAGACUGCUACACCUCCAGACUGCUACACCUCCAGACUGCUACACCUCCAGAUCACUACACCUCCAGACCACUACACCUUCAGACCACUACACCUCCAGACCACUACACCUCCAGACCACUACACCUCCAGACCACUACACCUCCAGACCACUACACCUCCAGACUGCUACACCUCCAGACCACUACACCUCCAGACCACUACACCUCCAGACUGCUACACCUCCAGACUGCUACACCUCCAGACUGCUACACCUCCAGACCACUACACCUCCAGACUGCUACACCUCCAGACUGCUACACCUCCAGACUGCUACACCUCCAGAUCACUACACCUCCAGACCACUACACCCUCAGACCACUACACCUCCAGACCACUACACCUCCAGACUGCUACACCUCCAGAUCACUACACCUCCAGACCACUACACCUCCAGACUGCUACACCUCCAGAUCACUACACCUCCAGACCACUACACCUCCAGACCACUACACCUCCAGACUGCUACACCUCCAGACUGCUACACCUCCAGACUGCUACACCUCCAGAUCACUACACCUCCAGACCACUACACCUCCAGACCACUACACCUCCAGACCACUACACCUCCAGACUGCUACACCUCCAGACCACUACACCUCCAGACCACUACACCUCCAGACCACUACACCUCCAGACCACUACACCCUCAGACCACUACACCUCCAGACCACUACACCUCCAGACCACUACACCUCCAGACCACUACACCUCCAGACCACUACACCCUCAGACCACUACACCUCCAGAUCACUACACCUCCAGACCACUACACCUCCAGACCACUACACCUCCAGACCACUACACCUCCAGUCUGCUACACCUCCAGACCACUACACCUCCAGACCACUACACCCUCAGACCACUACACCCUCAGACCACUACACCUCCAGACCACUAUACCUCCAGACCACUACACCUCCAGACCACUACACCUCCAGACCACUACACCUCCAGACCACUACACCCUCAGACCACUACACCUCCAGACCACUACACCUCCAGACCACUACACCUCCAGACCACUACACCUCCAGACCACUACACCUCCAGACCGCUACACCUCCAGACUGCUACACCUCCAGACUGCUACACCUCCAGACCACUACACCUCCAGACCACUACACCCUCAGACCACUACACCUCCAGACCACUACACCUCCAGACCACUACACCUCCAGACCACUACACCUCCAGACCACUACACCUCCACACUAUCAAGCCGCUGGCCGAAUAUCUAAUUAA
Messenger RNA from Procambarus clarkii (red swamp crayfish), 1569 nucleotides. Its product is annotated as mucin-2-like. Lineage: Eukaryota; Metazoa; Arthropoda; Malacostraca; Decapoda; Cambaridae. The record is from RefSeq and is a predicted model, not a curated record.